UGCUUUGUUACUGCAGCCUGGCAACAUAGUCCCUUGGUCAAGAGCCUGACGAGAGAGAGGCCUCGGACCACAUCCUCUUCUACCUCUAGGUAGGCAAGAGGCCAAUACCAAUCUCACCCUUACUCAACAAUGGCCUGGGCUCCAGAGAAAAGGCCAGAGCCUAAUCCAAAAGAGUUCAGAGCCGGCCGGGACGGCAGGGGUGGUGCCCAUGGCGGCGGCAGUGGCGGUGGCCGUGGAAGCGGCAGUGGCGGUGGCGGCGGCGGCGGCGGCGGUGGCAGAGGCCGAGGCCGAGACCAAGAGAGAGGCAGGGGCGGAAGCGGCAGGGGCGGGAGCGGCAGGGGCGGGAGCGACAACAUGCAGGCCCACCGCCCUGGAGAACCACCUCUGUGCUUUAAAUUAAACAACAACAUGAUUGGUAUGGUGAUUGGUCGUGGUGGGUCAAAGAUAAAAGACCUCCAGAGUACGACAAACACCAAAAUACAGAUCAUAAGAGGUGAUUUUGAAGCAGAGGUGAAAAUUUUUGGUGCCAAGGAUAUGAAAGCAAAGGCCAGGGCGGCUAUAGAAACUCUCAUUAAAAAGCAAGAACGAAGCUACACUGCAGAAUCCAGUGUUGAUAAUGCUGUCCCUCAGCCCCCUGUGGGAAGAGAUUUUCGCGCAGAUACCACUGGUAGACAAGUUCAGCCCCUGAUAGAUUGGGAUCAAGUCAGGGCGGAAGUCGUGGAGUGGGAAAAAAGAAAAUGGGCAGAUUUACCACCAAUUAAGAAAAAUUUUUACAAAGAAACCAAAGCAACACAGUCAAUGUCUCAAGUCCAGGUAGAUAUGUGGAGAAAGGAAAAUUUUGACAUAACGUGUGAUGACUUGAAAGAUGGUGACAAGCGUCCCAUCCCCAAUCCCACCUGUCAAUUUGAAGAUGCUUUCCAGCCCUAUCCUGAGCUUGUGAAAAUCCUGAAAAGAGCUGGUUUCCAAAAGCCAACGCCAAUUCAGUCACAGGCAUGGCCAGUCAUCUUGCAGGGCAUAGAUCUUAUAGGAGUUGCCCAAACUGGAACAGGCAAAACUUUGUCCUAUUUAAUGCCUGGGUUUAUUCAUCUCAAUAAUCAACCAGUAUCCAGAGAGGAGAGGAAUGGACCUGGCAUGCUGGUCCUUACACCCACUAGAGAAUUAGCUCUUCAGAUAGAAGCUGAAUGCUCUAAGUAUUCGUAUAAAGGUUUUAAAAGUGUUUGCAUUUAUGGUGGUGGGAAAAGACAUCAACAAAUACAAGACCUCACCAAAGGCAUAGACAUCAUUAUUGCAACUCCUGGACGACUGAAUGACCUGCAAAUGAAUAACUUUGUCAACCUACGAAGCAUAACCUACUUAGUCUUAGAUGAAGCAGAUAAAAUGCUAGAUCUGGGGUUUGAACACCAGAUAAUGAAGAUUUUAUUAGAUGUGCGCCCAGACCGCCAGACCAUUAUGACAAGUGCCACCUGGCCAGAUACCAUUCGUCGACUUGCUCAAUCUUAUCUGAAAGAGCCUAUGAUUAUUUAUGUUGGCACUCUGGAUCUAGCGACUGUAAAUACAGUGAAGCAGAAUGUCAUUGUUACCACAGAAGAAGAAAAACGAUCUCUUAUCCAACAAUUCCUCGAGAACCUAUUACCUCACGACAAAGUUAUCAUCUUUGUGAGCAGAAAACUUGUCGCCGAUGACUUAUCCAGUGAUUUAAGCAUACAACGUAUCCCUGUAGAAUCACUGCAUGGCGACAGAGAACAACAUGAUCGUGAACAAGCACUACAGGACUUUAAAACCGGAAAAGUGAAAAUAUUGAUUGCUACCGAUUUAGCAUCCCGAGGUCUUGAUGUUAAUGAUGUCACACAUGUGUAUAAUUACGACUUCCCACGCAAUAUCGAAGAAUAUGUACACAGAGUGGGGCGCACUGGAAGAGCAGGGAAGACUGGCACGUCAAUUACGCUCAUGACUCAAAAUGAUUGGAAGAUUGCCAGUGAAGUGAUUAAAAUUCUGAACCGAGCAAAUCAGAGUGUCCCCGAAGAUCUUGUAACAAUGGCCGAGCAAUACAACUUACAUAAUCAAAAAAAGGAGACAGGAAAGAAAUCAAAAUCUCGUGAAAAACCCAAGAAGUUUUGGUGAUGUCUACGCUGUAAAGUUGAAGUACACUACCUGAAGAUUGAAGAUAUGUUUAAGAUCUAUAAUAUUCAAGAGCCGUCAAGAAGUUUUAGAAACAUAUUAACAACUUAAGGACAUUCACCCAGUUCUUAAAUACAAGUCUUCAACGUUGUGUAUGUUCCUUAAUAAAAUCAAAAGUGUUUGAAAAAUGAAA
This is a messenger RNA of Hyaena hyaena (striped hyena), 2311 nucleotides long. It is a transcript of the gene DDX53, whose product is annotated as DEAD-box helicase 53. The record is from RefSeq and is a predicted model, not a curated record. Gene Ontology annotation, molecular function: ATP binding; RNA helicase activity; RNA binding. The coding region runs from base 130 to 2121 and encodes 663 amino acids. Lineage: Eukaryota; Metazoa; Chordata; Mammalia; Carnivora; Hyaenidae. The transcript is spliced from 2 exons.